AUGUCUGAAUCUACUACCUCUCUCACAGCUCAUGCUGAGCGCGGCGAAGACCAAAUCACCGACCAAAACAUUAUCAACAAUUAUUUCAUCGGCCCACGUGGUGCCAAUAUGCCCGAUUUCAGAGCAAACAUCAACACCGUCCUAGAUGAAAUGCUUGAAACCAGACUAGAUUAUUACCCCGAGGAUAAUAACCAAAAAUUUGUUACAAAAGAUGUGCGAAGAUCAAAGGAGUUCCAAAAGGUCAGGGACAACUUUAGUGAUGUCAUCCGAAAGGUUGCCCAGCUCCUGGGAGAGCACUCGGUGCCUUUCUGGUCUCCCCGUUAUGAAGCCCACAUGUGUACCGACUUGACCAUGCCUUCCCUGUUGGGAUACUUCAUGACGAUGCUGUACAACCCUAACAAUGUUGCCCUCGAAGCCAGUCCCUUGACCACCGUUGCGGAACUAAAAGUGGGAGAGCAACUUUCCGAGUUGUUCGGAUAUAAAACUCCUCACACUCCUGAUCCUGAUGGAGAGAGAAAGUGUGAGCCAGAGUCAUGGGGCCAUAUUACCUGCGAUGGUACCGUGGCCAAUUUGGAAUCCAUUUGGGUUGCACGAAACCUAAAGUUUUACCCAUUGGCUCUCUCUCAGGCCAUCAAGAAGGGAAACCUUAAUUUCAUCAAGGAUCUAUUCGAAGUUGAGACCUGUAAGGACGGAAAAAAGAAUUUUGCGACCCUGGAAACUUGGGAUCUGCUCAAUCUGAAGCCUGAAACGGUCCUUGAUCUGCCAGAGAAGCUGCACAAAGAGUUCGGCAUUUCGAGUGACUACCUCAAGGAUGCUCUGGACAAGUACAACAUACAAUCAGCGGGUCUAAAUCCUGAUGAAAACGACCAGCUCUACAAGAGUCUUAAGCCGAUGAAGUAUCUUCUGGCGAAGACUCGUCACUAUUCAUGGCCGAAGGGCCUUGCAAUUGCCGGACUGGGCUCUGCAAAUCUCCUGGAAGUCGAUGUUGAUGACGACGCACACAUUGACAUUGCGCAGUUGGAAGAUAAGCUGAACGAUUGUAUCAAAAACAAAAUUCCAGUCUAUGCGGUUGUGGCCAUUAUUGGCUCCACUGAAGAGGGUGCUGUCGACCGACUGGAGGAGAUUGUUGAGAUGAGAGACAAAAUGCAGAAGAAAGGUCUGUCUUUCCUCAUUCAUGCUGACGCUGCCUGGGGAGGCUACUUCGCCACGAUGCUGCACCGAGGGUCAAAUGGAAAGCCUAAACUUGGCGAUGCCGACAAAGGUGCUGUGCCGGCCUUGACCCUGCGAAAGGAAACUGAAAGAGACCUUUUGGCACUUCACCGUGCGGAUUCGAUCACGGUUGACCCGCACAAGGCUGGUUAUGUGCCAUACCCUGCAGGAAGUCUGGUAUACAAGGACGGUCGUAUGAGACACCUAGUGACAUGGUCCAGUCCUUAUCUUUCCCAGGGGUCUUCGGAGAAUAUCGGUGUCUAUGGUGUAGAGGGAAGUAAACCUGGAGCUGCCGCCAUGUCAACAUGGCUUUCUAACCAGACCAUUGGCCUGGACCCAGAUGGAUAUGGAAAGCUGCUUGGUCAAGCAUCUUUCACGAGUUCCAGAUUAUCUGUGCGCUAUGCCGUUCUGAGCAACUUCAGUAAGGACCGGAAGGACCGGAAGAACUUUAUUUGCGUCCCGUUCAACAGACUACCCAAGGAGAGACAAGGAUAUGCUUUCGAUUCCGACGAAGUUGAAGAGGAACGCGACGAGAUAAGAACGCUCAUACUGGAACAGGAUAACGAGAAACUGAUGAAGAAUCCCAAGGCAAUGGACCUGCUGCGUCAGCUGGGCUCCGACACGAACAUCAACGCCUUUGCCCUCAACUUCUAUCUCGACAAAGAGAAUACAAAACUUAACACCGACAUUGAGGAAGCCAACUACCUGAUGAAGAGAGUCGUGGACAGACUUUCAAUCACCACUGCAAACACUGACCCAACAAAGAUCCCGGUCUACCUGACCUCUACCAAGUUCGAGCCCAAGUUGUAUGGAAAAUGCGCAAAGACCUUCAUGAAGAGACUCGGACUUACCGAAGUCGAGGAAGACCUGUUUGUCCUGCGCAAUGUGGUCAUGAGUCCAUUCCCCACCAAGCAUUACUUCAUCGGCAAGCUCUGGGACGAAUUUGAGAAGAAAGUGAACGAGGAGGUUGAAUACGUCAGGGAACGGAACGAUCCGACGGCACAUAAAGUCCAAUUCCUUUUGCAGGGCACUAAACCGACCGGAAAGACAUUCCUGGUUCUACAAACUUCGUUCCACACUGCUACUCUUCGACAGCAGCUCAUUGUCUCUGCAGACCUCGCAGACAAUUUCAAGAAGGAUUAUCUUCGUUUAAAGGGCCAAAACCCAGAGGCGUCGCUCCUCUUGGUGUCUAAACAAAAGAUCAAUCUUGAGGAUUGUAUUAAAAGUCUUCCUGUGCAGCCUUUCAAGUUCAGCGCAGAAAUUUUCAGCAAGGCACAAUAUCUUCACCACCAGGAGAAACUCAAGGAGAGCUCCGAGGAGAAGCCCUUACCCCCGUUAGCUAACGGAGAGGUGACCAUCUCAAAAGACGACAUUAUCAAGAGCCGACCCUUGAACACGAUCAACCGAGACCAUGAGUAUCCCCAGAAAGACAUGCCUUUUUACCUUUACGGCACUCCCGAACAGAUGCACAUUUCCCACGUGCUUCUUCGAUCUCCCAACAUCGCCCUCUCCGCUGCCAAGGUCACCUUAUCAGCCAAGGAUGAAAAUUCGCCAAAGCCGAAAGAGCACAUCCUUGCUGGCGAUCUCUCCGGCGGAUUGAUCCUCGCCUUGACCGACCACCGAGAAGCUGCCAUGCAGCCAUUCCCAGAAAGGGUAUCUGCGACAAACAUAGAUAAAACUCGCGACACCUUCUUCUUCAGCAAUGGAAAGACGUUUUCUGUUGCAGUGUGGAAGGACCCAAAGAAGAACGCUGACAAGGGUCCAGACCUGCUGAAGAAUAUCGGACAGCCCUUUUGGAGUGGAUUGUUGAGUCUCGGCCCGGAUUUGGACUACGAUUCUGUAUGGCCCAAUAAAGAUCUCGCGGCUCAUAAGAAACUCGAUUGUAGUCACUGGCAGAGUGAGCUUUCGGGGAUCCCCAACGUCCUCAAUGACAAAUACGAGGGCUAG
This is a messenger RNA of Penicillium soppii, 3156 nucleotides long. RefSeq names its product pyridoxal phosphate-dependent decarboxylase family protein. The record is from RefSeq and is a predicted model, not a curated record. Bases 1 to 3156 code for a protein of 1051 amino acids. The transcript has 7 exons. Gene Ontology annotation, molecular function: pyridoxal phosphate binding; carbon-carbon lyase activity. Gene Ontology annotation, biological process: carboxylic acid metabolic process. NCBI's taxonomy places the organism in Eukaryota, Fungi, Ascomycota, Eurotiomycetes, Eurotiales, Aspergillaceae.